CGCUCGCUGCGCUGAGGCAGUGCGGCGGCGGGCGCGCCGAGGCUGCCGCCCUGCACUCUCCUCGCGGCCAUGCCCCGGCCCCAGUAACGCGCCUGCCGCAGCGCGCGCCCCACAGCCUCGCCCCUCCGCGCCCGCUGCCGCCUCUUCAAUGGGCAACCUGCUCGGCGGAGUCAGCUUCCGCGAGCCCACCACCGUGGAGGACUGCGACUCCACCUGGCAGACGGACUCGGAGCCCGAGUCCGAGCCCGAGGAGCCGAGGCCCGGCGGCGGCGGCGGCGGCGGCGGCGGCGGCGAGGGCCCGGAGCAGGACCCCGAGCUGCCCGAGCUGCCCGCGCAGCCCCCCGAGCGAGCCGGCGGGCGUUCCCUCGCCAGCCCCGCGCCGGAGGAGGACGCCGAGGCUGCGCGCGCGGAGCAGGGUGCUGAUUCCACUGAAGCAACUGCCAAACCAAAGAGAAGCUUUUAUGCUGCGAGGGAUUUGUACAAAUAUCGACACCAGUACCCACAGAACUUCAAAGAUAUCCGAUAUCAAAAUGACUUGAGCAAUCUUCGCUUUUAUAAGAAUAAAAUUCCAUUUAAGCCAGAUGGUGUUUACAUUGAAGAAGUUCUAAAUAAGUGGAAAGGAGAUUAUGAAAAGCUGGAGCACAACCACACUUACAUUCAAUGGCUUUUUCCCCUGAGAGAACAAGGCUUGAACUUUUAUGCUAAAGAACUAACUACAUAUGAAAUUGAGGAAUUCAAAAAAACAAAAGAAGCAAUUAGAAGAUUUCUCCUGGCUUAUAAAAUGAUGUUAGAAUUUUUUGGAAUAAAACUGAUUGAUAAAACUGGAAAUGUUGCUCGGGCUGUUAACUGGCAGGAAAGGUUUCAGCAUCUGAAUGAGUCCCAGCACAACUACUUAAGAAUCACCCGUAUUCUUAAAAGCCUUGGCGAGCUUGGAUAUGAAAGUUUUAAAUCUCCUCUUGUAAAAUUUAUUCUUCAUGAAGCUCUCGUGGAAAAUACUAUUCCCAAUAUUAAACAGAGUGCUCUGGAGUAUUUUGUUUAUACAAUUAGAGACAGAAGAGAAAGGAGAAAGCUCCUACGGUUUGCCCAGAAACAUUACACGCCUUCAGAGAAUUUUAUCUGGGGGCCACCUCGGAAAGAAGAGUCAGAAGGAAGCAAAGCCCAGAAAAUGCCUUCCCCUCCCACCUCCAGUCAUAACAGUCAGACUUCUAUGCACAAAAAAACUAAGGACUCCAAAAAUUCCUCCUCAGCUGCUCCUGUAAAUAGCAAAACAGCCGAAGAAAAAAAAGUGGCACCUGGAGAGCCUGGAGAAGAGACAGACAGGCCCAGAACCGAGCCCGGCCCUGAGGCUGCUGGGCUGAGGAGCGUGGAGAAGGAUGGGAACCCCGAAAACUCAAAUUCUCAACCAGAAAAAAUGACAAGCAAUCCCACAGAGGGAAAGCAGAGUGUACCGCCUCCUGAGGAAGGUGAAGAGGGUGGAAAUCAUGACAAAGACUGUGACAAUCCUGGAAGUACAGGUUCUCAGGAUGAGGUCCUGCCCCAGUGAAUUAUCAGAAACUCACCAACCCAGACUGUGCAUGGAAGGAGAGUUCAUGGAGGAAGAGGCGUCUGAGAACCAGGUGGGCAUCUUGGAAAAGUGGAGCCAACCAGCACUAGGCAGCGGCCUCUCCAAUGGCUUGAUGGGUCCUCAGAGCCAACUCUGGAUAAUGAGGGUGUUGGGCCCUAUGAUCUCUGAAUUCUGAGGAAGGUGGGCCACCGUGGACUCCAUAUACCAUUAUGAUAAGCAUCAAUUUUAAUAAAAUAUUUGUUGUAAUUUAUUUGGUACCAUUUUGUAGUUUAGGAAAUUGUGAGCAAAUGGACACUUGCCCUAUAAAUUAUAGCUGUAUCUUUAUCCCUAUCUUGGGAAAUAGAUUAAAAUAUCAAUUCCACCUACAUUUCUCCCAGUUUUUCAAUUAGAAAGUUUUGGGUUGUUCUUUCAUAGGUAUAUAUAAAAAUGUCUUUUCAUAAAGUGAUUCAGUGUACUUUAAAAAUGAGGUAAAAGGGAAAAGGCAUCGAUGCUCACUUGUUAUGCUAAAAGAUCUUUUCAAAAAAAUCAGAAACCUUAUGAAAAUAUUUUUAUUUUUAAAUUGUAAUGGAGUUUGUGGAACAGUUUACAUUACUAGAAUGAUUAAGUAAUAAGCUUUGGUCCUAAGAAGGGUUCAAGUUCUGCACUCCUUGGUCAAUGUACAUUUUUCUUCAAUGCCGAAAGAUUUCUUUUCAUGUGAAGAAAAGAAAAAACACAAACUAAAACAAAAGAUUAGAAACAGUAACAAGAAACUCAUGACAAAAACGUAUAACCAAUUAUAGGUUAGUGCAAGUGCCAGCAUUAUUGGAACCUGAUGAGGAGUAUUCCACAAAAGCCUCACAGUGGGGCGGGCUCUCAGUGUCAGCAAUUUGUGCUGAGGCGACAAUGCACUGGCUUUGGAAACCAAAUCCCAUUAAUACUCUCCUGUGAACCAUGAAUUCCACCUACUCCACAGUAGGCUGACAGAAUUAAUCAAAUGAUCAGAUACCAAGUUUAAUUCCUUUGCUGGUGUGUAUGGAUAGUUGCUGGUUUUACAACAAAAAAUUAAAUUGAGGGACUGGCUGCAGAUAAGAGAGGAUUUAGUGAUAAGUUGUUGAUUGAUGAAGUAACUCUCUUGUACCGUCCAGAGUUGACAGCAUUCUAACAGCGUGGCAUCACAAUUACAAGAAUCAAAUGAGAGCAAAGUGUUAGGUCCUUUGACAAGCAUUUUCUUUUCCCUUUUUAUGAAAAGGGCAUUUACUUUUUUCUGAAGUAAGAUACUGGCUCUUCUUCAAUGUUACCUAAGAAGGUAGAUGGCAAAUUGGGCCUAGUCACUAUUUUAAUCUGGAAACUGUUGUGACCUUUGUAUUUUAAGUAUUCAGGAAAAUGGGAAUGAUUCUUUAAAAGAUGUGGUCUUUACUUCCCGCAUAAUCUCUGACUACCCAGUGGCUGCUAGGCCUCCCUGUUGUCUGCAUUCCACCACAGUGUGAAUCACAGAAUGCUGUGUGCAUGUCUCUUCAUACCAAUACCGUGUGUGUGCGGUAGGAGAUGUAGCCAGUUUCUGGAUCUGUUUGGUACUACGAAACACUUCUUUUAUAAUUCCGGAACUGUAUGGCAGUGUUGUGCCAAAAUGUAUACAGAGCAAUAGUUUUUGUUGUUUCCUGCUGUGUGUUAAAAUAUUGUUUCUGAACUAAUAUAUUUUAGAGUUCCUUUAGAGUAAUUAUUUUAAUAACUAUUGCCAAAUAUAAAUCCUGUAAUAAAAGCCACUUCAUCUUAGUUAACAUUUUAGCAUUAUGUUAGAGUAUGUUGUGUUGAUUUUGCAUGAUUAAAUAUUUUUCAAGAUCUGGAACAAAUGACUUGC
Phyllostomus hastatus (greater spear-nosed bat) is the source of this 3401-nucleotide messenger RNA. RefSeq names its product opioid growth factor receptor like 1 (gene OGFRL1). The record is from RefSeq and is a predicted model, not a curated record. Bases 149 to 1543 code for a protein of 464 amino acids. Lineage: Eukaryota; Metazoa; Chordata; Mammalia; Chiroptera; Phyllostomidae. Gene Ontology annotation, molecular function: opioid growth factor receptor activity. The transcript is spliced from 8 exons. Gene Ontology annotation, cellular component: membrane.